UUUCGGAUUCUUCAUUCCUCCUCCGCACUCCAAAGAACCCAAUUGGGCGCCUCCUUCCUUCACCGCUUUCGUCGUCGAAACUGAGAGGCUGAGAGCAGAGCACGGCGAGUCGGCGCCUCCUCCCUCCCUCCAUACCAAUACCAAUCUGAAGCUUCGAAACUGAGAGCACGCUGCUGGUCGCGUUUGUUGUUCGCGUUGCUGUUUAGAUCACGUUUUUCGCAUUUGCUGUUGGCCUCGCCGGUCAGAAUAAGGUUCACGUUGCUGUUCAUUGCUUUCCGCUUCUCUUGCGUUGCUCAAGCCUGGCAUUGUGCAGUAACAUUUAUCAAGUUCAUUGAUAAUACCAAUCCAAUGGAUGAGAGAGUCGGAAAGAAAGGAUCCAAGUUUAACAGGAGUAAGGACUUUAUGGAUGUGCCGGCAAAUGAUGAAAAGGAUAGGGGACAUAGUCUUAAGAUGGAGCCACAUAUAGAAAAGAAACGGAAGCAUAAGGAUAAAAAGAACAAAUGCAGAACUGAUGAAGUGUUCAAUUUGAACGAAGUUGCUGAGGAAAAUUGUACAGGUAUAACAGCCAAGGGACAAGAUUGUUCCAGUGAAGGGGAUGUCACUUUUAUGAGAAAUGGAGAGGAGGACAAUAAAAGUAAGAGAAAGAAAAGGAAGAAGGGAAAAGACAACAAUGAAAUAAUCAAUGGUAUGAUUGUUGGUGAUAAUGAAAUGCCGUCCUUAGAUGAUAAGCAAGAAAGAAAAACAAAGAAAAGAAAACAGUGCAAUGAUUCAAUCCCUGGAAUGCAAGAAAGUUCUGCUCUGAAAUCUAGAGGUGAAAACAACGGAACAGAGGUUAACGGGUUUGAAAGCAAUGAAGGUGGAUCAUCUUUAGCCAGAGUUAAGACAAUAGAUGCUAAUAUGCAUUCUGUUGUCACUAACAAUGAUGAUAAAGGGAAGAAGAUUAAGAAGAAAGAAAGGGCAAAGAAGGAGAAGGAGAAGGAGAAGGAGAAGGAGAAGCUAGCCAAAAAAAGAAAAAGAGUAGAAGAUAAUGAGUUCAAAAGCAAUGGGGGUGAUCGAGCUUUAGCUGAAAGUGAUGAAGGUGACCCCCAUUCCAUAAAAAUCAAUAUGCGGGAUGCUGCUGAACAUGCUAGUUUUACCAAAGGUGAUGAUCAAGUCAAGGAGAAGAAAAUGAAGAAGAAGAAGAAGAAGAGCAAGGAAGAUAAACGAGUGAAGUUUUCUGAUCAAGUGGAGGUUUUCAAUGAUGGCUUGGUGCAAGGGAAAAGGUUUACACCAGAAGACGAUGAGAAGAUUAAAGAGGCUAUUUACGGCUAUGUAUAUUCUCAUGGAUUGGGUGAUCGUGAUCAAGGUGUGGAUAUGAUUCUCCAUUGCUCAUCUUAUCCUCAGCUUAGAGGUUGUUGGAAGGAAAUUGCAUCAGCUUUACCUCACCGGCAUUGGCAAAGUGUAUAUUAUCGUGGUCACGUUUUGUUUGAAAGGGGCGAAAGUCGUAAAUGGAGUGCUGAAGAGAUGGAAACCGUACGAAACUUCUAUAAAAAUCAUGGUGCUAACUGGAAAAUGUUGGCUGAUGCAAUGGGAAAACAUCGGUUUCAUGUAAAGGAUUCAUGGCGUAGGAUAAAAUUAGAAAAUAUAAAACAAGGACCUUGGUCACAAGACGAGUAUCAAAAAUUAUUUGAUUUAGUAAACGCUGAUCUAUGCUUGAGGGCUUUAGAGGACCAUAAGAAAUCAAAACAUGGUAUGUUGCGGGAUAAUAUAUGUUGGGAGGCAAUUGGUGAUAAGGUGGCAACUAGAACCAGUCAACUUUGCUGUAUGAGGUGGUAUGACAAAUUAACAUCUCGAAUGGUUGCUGAAGGCGAAUGGUCUGAUACUGAUGACUACCGCCUGAUUAAUGCUUUAUAUGCAUUGGAUGCCUGCUGCAUGGAGGACGUGGACUGGGAUUAUUUGCUUGAGCAUAGGUCUGGUGAUGUAUGUCGAAAACGAUGGAAUCAAAUGGUCCAGCAUAUCGGAGAGCAUGGGAAGAAGUCAUUUUCUGAGCAAGUGGAAAUUCUUUCAAAGAGAUAUCGUCCUGACUUGGUGGAAGCGAGAGAAGCCUUUGAUAACAAGCCUGUGAUCCCUUGAGGUUUUUGUCCAGUUGGGUUGGCUCCUUGAAAUAUUCUGAUCUUGUAUCACAGGUUAGAUUGCAGUUUUGAUUUUGUGCGAGGUUGAAGCCCUUUCUGAAUUUCAACUGCUGGAAUCUGUAACGGUCUUUAUGGCAUCUUGUACCGUAGUGUUGUUUUUCAUAAAAUAUGGAUUCUGUUCUUCUGUCUCUUUUUAGUCAAAAGUUGAAACUUGGAAGGGAUUGUAUCAACUGACGUUGCUGAAAAUUAGUAAACUAUUUCUCAUGGGGAUGCAUGUAUCUGGCAAGCAGUUUCAUUCCGAAUGUACUUAUUUGUGA
Prosopis cineraria is the source of this 2428-nucleotide messenger RNA. RefSeq lists its product as uncharacterized. NCBI's taxonomy places the organism in Eukaryota, Viridiplantae, Streptophyta, Magnoliopsida, Fabales, Fabaceae. The record is from RefSeq and is a predicted model, not a curated record. Bases 349 to 2112 code for a protein of 587 amino acids. The transcript is spliced from 2 exons.